AGAAAAAGCUGUCAACUGUCAAAUUAUACACAAAUGAAGCUAUUUCUGUAUUUUUUUAACAAUUUUUAGCAAUAAAUGUUUCACAAUUGGAUUUUACCGAAAGACAAAAUGCAAAGCACCAUCAAGGAGUUGCUUGACGCUCUAGGAUGUAAUUUAGAGUCAGACACUGUUUUCGACUACAUCCAGAACGACCCAAACUAUGGGAACACUAAUCUGACUCCAAAACAAGUGAAUGAUUAUGCACAGAGGUUGGCGCUAAAAGCUUCAAAUGGCAAGGCGUUUCUGAAGAAAUAUGAAGAUCUGAAAAGCCGCAAUACGGACAACCUGUCAGAUAUCAUAAUUUUAUUCUACAAAUUGGUCUGCGAUGAGAAGAAGUCUAAAACAUAUAGGCCUAAAGUUGCUCCAAAACCAGUCUUGGGAGACAACAAACACCAAAUUACCAAAGAAGAUCUUCCACAGAUCAAAGAUAAGUUAUUAAAAGCAGUUGACGAAAGCAAAAAAUUAGUCAUGAAGUCAUUUGAAGAGAAGGAAGCUAAGCUUCGUCCAAACUGGUACAGUAGUCUGGAGCUGCCCAACUGGCAGAAGGAUCACCCUGCUAUGUCCUGGGAUUUUCCUAAAGAAUCCUUGCCCAUUGUUGCUUCUUUAGCUGGUGUGCCUCUAGUAUCCCAAGAGAACAUCAUAAUAGAUGAGCUUCUUUAUGUCUUCUCUGGUAUUCCUGGCAAUUACAUCAUUCACCAGCCAGUCAAGGAGAUGUAUGACCCUCGAACAUUCACAGUAUCCGAUGAUGUGGAUGAUGCUUUGAAGCAGAUAGUUCAGCAGAUGUUACCGUUAGCUUCAAAUUACUCUAUUGUGAGGAGGUUCAUAGAAAACUGUAACAUGUGGUCUGGACAAGUGAUGCAUGCAUUGGUGGCCGCCAUUGAGAUAUUACUCAAAGAUUAUUAUACUAUGCUGGCCCAGUUAGAGACAGAGCACACUACUGCCAACCUAACACUGCAAAAAUUGUGGUAUUUUGUGUUACCCACAAUGCAUACAAUGCAAGUCUUAGCCGCUAUCGUAACAAGUAUUGGAAAGAGCGAGCUCCGCGGCGGCGCGGUACUAACAGUACUACAUGACAAGACAAACACCCUGAUGGGCGAUGCGCGCGCGCAAGAGAUCUCGCUGUUCCUCACCGAGCGCGCCUGCAAGCCCUUCCUCGCCGUGCUCGACCAGUGGAUACACAAGGGCAGUAUCCUCGACCCCUUCCAUGAGUUCAUGAUUGAAGACAAUGAACUAAUAAACAAAGAAGAAUUGCCAGUGGACUACUCUGCGGACUACUGGGAGAAGCGAUACAGUAUCCAGAGGGAUAGAGUUCCUAAGUUCCUAGACAAAUAUACUGAUAUCAUACUCAGGACUGGGAAGUACUUGAAUGUUAUUAGUCAAUGCGGCAAGCCAAUGUCAAAAACAACCACAGAAGAAAUUAAGUACUCUCUCAGAGAACAAAAUUACAGUGCCAUAAUACAGAAAGCUUAUUCGUUUGCGAGCAAAUCACUAUUAGAGUUGUUGUUAAAGGAGUAUGAUCUAAUGGGCCGUCUGAAGUCGGUGAAGAAUUACUUCCUCAUGAGUCAAGGGGACUUUAUCGUGCAAUUCAUGGAUGCUACAGAACAGGAAUUGUCCAAGAAGAUAGAUGACAUCAUACCUUCGAAGUUGGAGUCACUCUUGGGACUUUGUUUGAGACUGUCCGCCGCUAGUCACGACCCGUACAAUGAAGACAUGCGAGUGGAACUAUUGCCGUACGACUUGCAGUUCCAGAUGUUCAAGAUACUCUCCAUUGAAACGGAAGAUGAGAAAGAUUACAAGCAGAACAAAGACUGUCCUCCGCUGACAGGCAUCGAGACAUUCUCGUUCGGCAUGGAGGUGAAGUGGCCGGUAUCACUGGUCCUCAACCACAAGGCCAUCGCCUGCUACCAGAUGAUAUUCCGACACCUCUUCUACUGCAAGCAUGUGGAGCGGCUGUUGUGCAGGGUAUGGCUAUACAACAAGGUUGUGAAGCGGUUUGCUGAGGGCCGCCUUUACGCCGACGCGUUCGCGCUGCGACAACGUAUGCUGAGCUGUAUUCAGCAUCUGCAGUACUACAUGUGCGUAGAAGUCAUCGAGCCCAGCUGGUGCCAGCUCAUACAGAGCCUUGAUAAGGUGAACAACGUGGACGAGGUUCUGGAGCGGCACAACGACUUUCUGGAGGCGUGCCUGGGUGACUGCAUGCUGACCAGCCCGCAGCUGCUCAAGGCCGUCACCGCGCUCUGCCUUGUCUGUGUCCAGUUCUGCACUUUCAUACAGGAGAUGCACAAGUACUUCGUGGAUGCAGAGCUUAACAGUAUGCUUGGAUCGACGUAUGACAAUACUGAUUAUAGCGAGAGCACGGGGUGCGCUGGCGGCGCGACGAGCGGCUCGGCAGACUCGUUCGCGCGGUCGGUGUCGCGCUACGGGCUGCGGUUCACGGCCGCACUGCUGUCCGUGCUCGCCAUCAUCGACCGCAUGCCGCGGGACAACAACAACAAGCUGCUCAAUAUCUCCGCCAGAUUGAAAUUCAACACAUACUACGAGAAGCAGCUGGAGAAGUUCUGCUCGGAUGAGACGCUGCUGGACGCGGAGAGGAGGCCGCCUGCGUCCUAGCGGCGGGCCGCGCGCUCCUGCAGCCGCAGAGUCACCGCCGUGUGACCGCGCCCUAACACUACACGCACGCGCCGAGUGACAUGAGGGGUUUGUUCCGCGUCCCGCUGCCACGACCAAAAGAAGGUUAACUCUAAUUUUUAAAGCAAUUUUUACUUUUAAUCGGUCACCGUUUAUUUUAUUCAGCGGCUCUUCUGGUAACUGUUCAUCGUAAUUUUAUAGGACCAAUUAUUACCAGUCAUCAGUGGUAGCAAAUUUAACAUUUUUGUAAGCAACUGUUUAUAUGGUGUGUUACCCGCUGGCAGUGGGACGAAUGCCUAAAACGCAAUGAUGUACCUACUUCUUGCAGCGAACUUAGGGUCUAAUAUAUAAUGAUCAAUUGUAAACGUUCUUUUACUGUAACAAGUACUAACCACGGGCCAUAUCCUUCAUAUUGAAGUUGACAUCAUUGUGCUUUAAUAUUAAAUUGAAGUGAAUCAAGUGGAUUGGACGGUUAAUUGAAAUAAAAUGAACUACAAAAAGCGUGUGAAUACAAGCUCUUGUUAAAAUAAGAAAGAACCAUUAUCAUAUUUAAAAUUAAACGUGGCCCCUCGUUUUGGAUGUAGUCGCAAUAAGAUAUGAACGUCGAAUAGGGGAAGUCACAAAUUGAAUUGUUUGCAUUUAUGUAGAAUUUGUAAGUGAGAAUUCUGUAUCUCCCUCGCAGUGGCGGCCCUAGCAAAAUAUUUAGGUGGUGCGAGGCCUCAAAGUGGCACCCCUCAGCCCCUUAAAAUACAAAAUUUUUCGAUUAGUUAACGGCCACCGAAAUUUACCUAUUUAAAUGUUUUAAAAAUGUUGUUUAUGGCAACCCAGGGUGAACCAGUCUUGGUUGUUUUUGGCGACCCCCCCCCCCCAUUUUGGCCCAAGGGCCGCCACUGCUCCCUCGAAUAGCAAUUAGAUGUGUAUGAAAGUAAGUACAGGUUUAUAGCCUGUGUACUAACGUGGAAGACGUUUACGGUAAAUUUGCACAUGUAAAUAAUUGGAUUUAAUAUUAUUGUAAAAGUACAUUUUCAAAAAGCCAUUUUGCUAUUGAAACCAACGAUAUUUUAAGACAAUUAUAAAUGAAUCAAGUAGGUAUAUUUGGAGACAUAAUAUGUGAACCGACUGUGUUUAUUUAGCAAGUAAAUUAAAAAGGUUAACUACAGAAUAGAAUAAUAAUCAUAGCAUCCAUCCACAGCUUUAGGUAUAGCUAAGUAAUCUCACUAAGUACAAAUAAAUUCCUAACAAAUCUGUACUCAUAUUGAUAUUACAGUACAUAUUUACUAAAAUAUUAUAUUGGCACAAUGUUUUAUCUCAUUUGGAUGUAACAAAGUAAGCACAUUACUAAAUAAAUGCAAGGUAUUUUUGAUACCAAACAUUCAGUGAGUAUUAAUUAAGUAAAGUAGAUCACAAGAUUUCUCAUUCCUUGCCAUAAUUUUAGAAUUUAAAGCCAUGACAUUAGUGUAGUAUUAUUGUUGUGAAUGCAUUAGGGGUGUUGUGAAAUUGAACUUCCAUAUGUGCUUGAUGUAGAUCUGAUGUCAGUACUAGUUAUCACGCUCGAAUCUAGUUGAAAUUUUACAUUUGUUAUUAUUGGCUGUGUUAAUUAUUGCCUAAGUUUAGGUACUUUCCUGAUUCAUUGUCAUUUUAUACAAUUUGUUGUUAUGAGAGUGCCAUUGUUCUUGUUUACUACUUACUUUGUCAAUUAGGAUUUUUUUUGAUUCAUUUCUUAUGUAAACCCCGUUUGGGAUAUUCAAGUUUGUUAAACAGUAUCGGUCAAUCGUUGAUUAGGGAGGUUGUCACGUAAACGGUAUAUAAUACAUACUUUUAAUUGACUUAUAGCGAUACUAAAAUCUCGGCCACCCGAGAUGUAAAUACCAUCGAUAAUAUUUUUAUGCGAAUAAACACGAUUACUAAACUAA
Molecule: messenger RNA, 4580 nt
Organism: Pectinophora gossypiella (pink bollworm)
Lineage: Eukaryota; Metazoa; Arthropoda; Insecta; Lepidoptera; Gelechiidae
Product: gamma-tubulin complex component 2-like
Exons: 16
Coding region: 76-2649 (857 amino acids)
Biological process (GO): microtubule nucleation; cytoplasmic microtubule organization; spindle assembly
Cellular component (GO): equatorial microtubule organizing center; gamma-tubulin small complex; spindle pole
Molecular function (GO): microtubule minus-end binding; gamma-tubulin binding
Source: RefSeq, a predicted model, not a curated record